UUCGGCGAACAAGCCGUCAACAGCAGUCCAGAACCCACAAUGGGAUUUAGCACACAUUAAAGUUAAAGUCUCGCGCCAUUAAGAGACAGCUGCUUUUGCCAUUUUGAAACUUUAAACACAGCUAACGAUUCAGUGGCCUAAUUGGUGUUAUUUAGCUGAGAUAUUCGAAAGACGCUCCAAAGAGCGAGGAUGUUGCUCCCUGUGGGAAGAUAAUGAAGAGGCUGCGUGUUCUGGUGGUGUGCCUCAUCGUAGCUCUCCUGUGCUGGUACCCCUCUCAUCAUGCCUAUUGUUCAGAGCACAGCUCGUCUGACCCAAGUGGGCCGGUUGGGGACGAGGACGACAGCGGCAACCCCGAUGACCCUAAGCAGGAGCAGGACUCCGUGCAACUCCCGGAGGUGGAAGAAUGGAGGACACGCACCUCUGACGAUAGGGGAGUAGAGCCCGAGAGAGCAGCACACCAUGUACGUCAAGAACAGACUGUGAAUCCACAAAUAGUUGAGCAAGAGGAGGAAGUCACAAAUUCAGAUCCAGAAUCCGACCCCCUACUUGCUGCUCCUGAGCCAGAACUUUUGUCAGAACCCGUAAUUGAGUCCGACUUGCAAACAGACGCGCAGGUCCAGGUCCGAGACCAGGAGGCUGACGCGGUCUCCUCCAGCUCCCCAGAGCUAAUUCCGGCACAGGACUCCGUGCCCAGCGAUACCCCCGCCGAAAUCCUCAACGAGGAGGCCGCCGAACAUCAGGACCCCGACUCGGACCGACCUGCAGAUGAAGCAGAUGACUCGCCUACCUCACAGAGUGCUGGUCCCGCUAUCACAGGGGAGGCUUCCGAAGAGGACGGGCAGUCGGACCACAGCCACGAUGCCGGUACUGAAACGGUGGUGGUGGUUGAGUCCACUCCGGGCCAAGUGGAAAAGCAACAGGAGGCCGAACGCAAACAGCAGGAGAAGGGACGGCCCGAGGCGCAGCAGGACAACAAUGCCUCCUUGCACCAGCAGCAGGGGGGAGACGCCGGUACUGGCAGGGAAUCGGAUCCUUCGGUUCCCAGCAAAGAUGACAUCCCAACCUUUGAUGAGUGGAAGAAAAAAGUCAUGGAGGUGGAGAAGGAGAAAAGUCAAAAUCUCCACACGGCCGCUAGCGGCAUUGCCCAACCGGUAAAGAAGGUCCAGAAAAACUUCAAGAAUAACUACGCCUCGGUGGAGUGCGGCGCGAAGAUACUCUCUGCGAACAGUGAGGCCAAGAGCACGUCGGCUAUUCUCAAGGAGAAUAUGGAUCUUUACAUGCUGAAUCCCUGCAGCAACAAAAUCUGGUUUGUGAUCGAGCUCUGUGAGCCCAUUCAAGUCAAGCAACUGGACAUCGCCAACUUUGAACUUUUCUCGUCAACGCCUAAAGAUUUCCUCGUCUCCCUUAGCGACAGGUACCCUACCAACAAGUGGGUGAAGCUGGGGACGUUCCACGCCCGCGACGAGCGCAUCGUGCAGAGUUUUCCACUGGAUGAACAGCUUUACGCAAAAUAUGUGAAGAUGUUCAUCAAGUACAUCAAGGUUGAGCUGCUUUCCCACUUUGGCUCCGAACACUUCUGUCCCCUCAGUCUCUUCAGGGUGUUUGGCACCAGCAUGGUGGAGGAAUACGAGGAGAUAGCAGAUUCACAGUAUCCGUCUGAAAGGCUCGAGUACCCCGAUGAAGAUUACGAUUAUCCGCCCGGCUAUCAACCAUCAGAGGACAAGGCGGCUAAAAACCUGCUCGGCUCCGCGACGAAUGCCAUCCUUAACAUGGUCAACAACAUUGCUGCUAACGUGCUGGGCGGAAAACCCGAGCUGGAGGGCCAAUCAGGGGCGCAAGGUAACCUAACAGAAGAAGUGCUGACCAACAAAGAGGAGAGCGUGGAGGAGGUUGCGCCUGCUACGCCGAUGGAAAUCCCUCAAACCUCUGCUGUAGAGGAACCCGUCGACGGGUUUCCAAAAGAGCCCACGGCCCACGAAGACGGCAGUGUGUCUUCCACCUCGCCCUCAUCCCUCGAAUCUCCUCCCGCAGACAGACAGAUUGUCACUCUUGUGGAGGAGGAAGACGACGAAGAGCCUCGACAGUCCACAGUCACCCUGCUGGAGGAGGACGACGAAGAGAAAAGUGAAGACGAGGAGGAGGUGACAGCGACGAGGGAGAGCUUGGCGUACUGUCCUUUUUUGUCUGUGUCCUCGCUGUCCUGCCUGGCCACACUCCCGGAGCUGCUCCAACGCUGGUGCUCCGCCGUAUUAGCCAAGGAGCGACUCCGCAAACGUCACGCCCAGACGCGCGCCCUCGUAAAAGACUUCACGCCUCCGAGGAUCCCCGCGCCCUUACCCGCACCUUCGCAGGAAGCCCUCCCCCUCACGGAAAAACCACCAGAGCCCCAGGCGCCUCUCACAACUCAAAACGAGAGCGAGUCCCGACUCACACCACCCUUGCUCCCCCAUGCGCACACUCCUCUGCCCGGCUUCCACCUGGAGCCCAGCAGAACGUCCACGCUUGACACGCACGGCUUCUCGGACAUCCACGCUUCCGUGACUCCCACCCACCAGGACCUGCUGCUGCCUCCCAUUAAAGAUGCUGCCCUGAACCCCAUCACCACGCCGCCGCUCCAGGCUGUCCCGGUGGUCAACACGCAGCAACCGAGCACCACGCCACCCUCCUUGGUGGCGAGCGUCCCCCUCCAGCUUUCCACCCCGGAAACAGACGCCCCGGACGCUGCCCUCCCCACUCCGAAGGAACAGGACCUUCCCACUGCGUCACGCCCCGAAGACCUCGUCCCCCCUCCCACGGAUCAGCCGACAAACCCCCCCUUAACGAACCCUGACGCAGUUAGCGACCUGCAGAAAAUUGACCAACAGAAACCAAACACCCCUCCGGAGGAGCACAGCGACCCUCAGAGAGGAGAACUUCAUCGGGCGGCGGAACCGGCAGAGGACGACCUGUUAAACGGCAGCGCGCAGCGGGCGGCCACAGACUUCUACGCCGAGCUGCAGAACAGCGGGGACUACAACAACCAGAACGGCGCCGGCGUGACGGGCAGCACCGGCGUGACAUCGAACGGGGCGACGGUGCACGGCUCCAGCCAGAAGGAGAGCGUCUUCAUGCGACUCAACAACAGGAUCAAAGCUCUGGAGAUGAACAUGAGUCUGUCUGGCAGAUACCUGGAGGAGCUGAGUCAGAGGUACCGCAAACAGAUGGAGGAGAUGCAGAGGGCCUUCAACAAGACAGUCAUCAAGCUGCAGAACACCUCGCGCAUGGCUGAGGAGCAGGACCAGAAACAGCAAGACUCCAUUCAGGUUCUGCAGAGUCAGCUGGAGAACAUCACCAAACUGAUGCUUAAUCUUACCGCUACAGUUCGACAGCUUCAGAAAGAGGUAUCUGACCGUCAGAGCUACCUGGUGGCCUCUCUGGCCGUGUGCGUGUCCCUGGGCCUGCUCCUGUGCCUGCAAUGCUGCCGCAGCUCCUGCGCCGCCCCCCGGCCGGACACCGCCUCCGCCACCACCACCACCGUGGCGUUGCUCAAGAGCCAGCACUACCCCAGCCCAAAGAGAUGCUUCUCCUCCUACGACGACAUGAGCCUCACACGCAGGGUGAUGUGUCCACUUGUGCGCUCAAAGUCCUUCCACCUGUCUUCGACAGAUGUAGGUCCAGAGGACUUGUACAUUGUAGAGCCUCUAAGGUUUUCUCCAGAGAAAAAGAAGAAACGAUGCAAAAGCAAACCUUUGGACAAAGUCGAAACCCUGGAGCCGCCGGAUCCUUCGGCCCCACUCACCAACGGCGACAUCAAAUGCUACGACUUCCACCCAUGCCUUCCCCCUCCCCUCCCGACCCUUCUGCUCCCCCCCCGCCUCCCGCCACCAUCCCCUCCUCUUCCUCUUCCGGCUCCAUCUACCGCUGAAGAAAACCCACCAUUGCACCCCGACCCCGCCAAGGAGCCCCCCUCGGAGACCAGCAGCUUCAGCUUGUCCUGUCUCACAGAGGAGUCGUUCGCCGGGCGCCUGCCACCUCCCUCGCCAGUCUUCCCCUGCGCCGAGCUGUCCCUGGCGCCGCCCUUCCGGCCCACCCGGCCGCCUCCCCUCCGGCCCGCCCGGCCGCCGCCCAUCCCCCCCGCCAAGUCCCGGCAGGAGAGACGUGCCAUCAAACGGCGCAAGUCGCGGCAGACGGAGACGCCGGAGGGGCGCUUGACCUCGCUGCCCGCCCUGGAGCAGCUCAUGAAGCGCAGGAAGGAGCUCGGCGUGGGCGCCAUCACGGUGACGGCCGUCAGCGGACAAGUCUGAGGCGCUUUAUCCCAAAGAACCCCAUUUGCCCACCCUCGCUCACUCCCUUCUAAAGACCUUUGAAUGGUUACGUGCCUUUAUGAUCCCCUUGUAAUUGGUGUUGGAAACACACAAAUGUUUGUUUGCGAGGACAAGUCCGUUUGAAGCAUCCACAAAGUAUUCAAAGCAUGUAUCAUUGCGAGAGAACUCGGUUACAUAAUACAUCCUUCAUGUUUAUUGUCCUCUUUCAUGGCAUGACUCCUGGGACCACCCUCUUAGUUCACGGAUUGCCUCCCAGCUCUCGUGCCCUCAGCAGCCUGAUGAAGAAAACACAAGCUUGAUCAUUUCUCCGCUCACACUAAAUCUUUCAGCUACUGCAGCAGCAGCACACGUAACUUCUUUAAAAAAACAUUUAUUGACAAAAUUACUCUUUCCUAACUUUUUUCACAAAUUCAAUCUCCUACACACGUCUGUCUUUUGUGUUAUUGAGCCAACCUGGCCGCACGCACAUACGCAAAAGAGAGACGUUUUAUUUAUUUAUAUUUACACACUGGCUGGCCAGUCUCGGUAGUAGGAAAUAACUACAAAAGCGAAAUCAUAUUUAUGCAUACAAAUUUGCUCACUGGUACUGACACAUAGCAAAUAACUUGAUUCUAUUUCACAUUUAUUCCAAGUGCUCGCAAUCACACAUGAAUUGCCUUGAACCUCACUGAACUGCUUUCUGAUUGGUAGAAAAGCAGCUCACACUUUAUUCUCAUUCACUUUAGCUUCUUCUUUUGUGUCUGCUGCAAGCAAUGGCACCCAAUCUUUUUUUAGUGUAAUGCAGUCAAACCAAAAGUGUUUUCUGAUAGGCUCUUGAGUGGCUAUCUUUACAAAGACCCUCAUAUCUUCACCCACUGUAUUUCUUUUUUUUGCACAAUCUUCCCGACUGUGAAAGAGGAUUUUUAAAAUGUAUCAUAAGAUGCUGUGUGCGCGUGUGUCCUUUUGUUCCCUCGUUGAAAGUUGAAAGUGUGUAUUUUGUUUUAAAGGGAAACACCGGCAAAGAGGGUUGUAUGAAACGUUAUUCAUGUCAUGCUCGUUGUCUUUUUACCCCCUUUUUAUGUCUGUGCGUUCAUGUGAGAUUACUUCAAUUUCUCUCGUGUGUUACAAGAGACUACUUUUGAUUCUACUUAACACAGCGAAACAGGGGCUGCUGAACGACCUCUAUGUGCACUUUUUAAUGACUCCUUUUUUGGGUUGUUGUUUUUUUUUUCUACUUUUCAAAGUGUUCUCAUCUUUCGAUCUCUUUCAAGUUCUCUGUGAUUCCUCUGAAAAGUUGCACAGUAUUUUUUUUUUUUUUUUUAGCAGGAGUGAGUUACUACAAAAACUGUAGUCCCAUUAGAAACUGUGAAUUUCUAAAUAAAACCUUUUUUGUUGUCU
Messenger RNA from Syngnathus acus (greater pipefish), 5681 nucleotides. It is a transcript of the gene suco, whose product is annotated as SUN domain containing ossification factor. The transcript is spliced from 22 exons. Gene Ontology annotation, biological process: protein folding in endoplasmic reticulum; regulation of bone remodeling. The record is from RefSeq and is a predicted model, not a curated record. Bases 213 to 4283 code for a protein of 1356 amino acids. Gene Ontology annotation, cellular component: membrane; cytoplasm. Lineage: Eukaryota; Metazoa; Chordata; Actinopteri; Syngnathiformes; Syngnathidae.